UCUUUCAUAUUGUCUCUUCCCAACAUUUGCCCUAUCUGAUUCAGGGGAAUGAGACGGACUACUCAACUAAGCUUAUUGCUUUUGAAAAACACACUGAGAAAUUGAGACUGGAGAAGAAAUGCUGAAGAAAAGACAACCCCUUCUUCUUCACAGCUUCUUCUACAUUUUGUUGUUAGUAUUAUGUAGUAUAAUUGCUUCUGCUGAAGCUGCAAAGCUAAUCCCAUCCCCUGAGGCUACUGCCCUUCUGGGUUUUCAGUCCAAAGCAGAUUUGAGAAACCAUAUCGGGUUCUCUCACAAUGCAAGAUUUCACUUUUGUGAUUGGCAAGGAGUCACAUGUUACCAGCAGAACGUGGUACGUCUCAUAUUAGAAGAUCUAGAUCUCGGUGGCAUUUUUGCUCCCAACACAUUGUCUCAGCUCAGCCAGCUCCGCGUUUUGAGUCUCCAAAACAACUCCCUCACGGGUUCGAUUCCUGAUCUUUCAGGCCUCGUCAACCUCAAAACCCUCUUCCUUGAUCGUAACUUCUUCACUGGUUCUUUCCCUCUUUCUCUUCUUUCCCUUCACAGAAUCAGAACUCUUGAUUUCUCCUACAAUAAUCUCACUGGCUCCAUACCAAGCACGUUAGCUUCUGUAGAUCGAUUAUACUACCUACGGUUGGACAGGAACCGGCUUAACGGAACGAUUCCUCCUUUGAAUCAGUCUUCCCUUAAAAUCUUUAACGUUUCAGGGAACAGUCUUACUGGUGCUAUUCCAGUGACCCCAACGUUGCUACGGUUUGAGUUCUCUUGUUUUUCGUGGAACCCUGGUCUUUGUGGAGAAAUUAUCCGCAAAGAAUGUCAUCCAAGGCCACGCUUUUUUGGUCCCACAGCUGCGGUCGUGCCGCAGCCACCGCCUACGGUGGCUCUUGGUCAAAGUGCAGAAGUGCAUGGGGUGGAGUUGGCUCAGCCUCAGCCAAGUUCAAAGGAGCACAAAAGGACCGCGAUUAUUAUAGGGUUCUCCGUCGGGGUGUUUGUUCUUAUCGGUUCACUUCUUUGCUUUGUCAUAGUGGUAAGGAAACAGACAGAUAAAAAUCAAUCAACGGCUGCGGUUGAAUCUGAUGACGGGGAGGCCGCAGCAAAAGCUGUGGCGGUCAUUCAAAUGGAGCAAGAAAAUGAGUUGGAAGAGAGAGUGAAGAGAGUGCAAGGAAUGCAAGUUGCCAAGAGCGGGAACUUGAUAUUCUGUGCGGGUGAGGCGCAGUUGUAUUCGCUGGACCAGCUAAUGAGAGCGUCAGCUGAGUUGCUUGGGAAGGGCACAAUGGGGACGACGUACAAGGCAGUGCUUGAUAAUCGUCUAGUGGUGACGGUCAAGAGGCUGGAUGCUGGGAAAUUAAAUGCCACAACGAAGGAAACGUUCGAGCAACACAUGGAAUCAGUUGGCGGCUUAAGGCAUCCCAAUUUGGUGCCUCUCAGAGCUUAUUUCCAAGCCCAAGAAGAGAGGUUUCUUAUCUAUGAUUUCCAGCCCAAUGGCAGUCUUUUCUCCCUCGUGCACGGAUCGAAAUCAACAAGGGCAAAGCCGCUCCACUGGACCUCAUGCCUGAAAAUAGCUGAGGACGUAGCACAAGGCCUCUCUUACAUACACCAAGCAUGGAGGCUUGUCCAUGGCAAUCUCAAGUCCUCUAACGUCCUUCUUGGCCCUGACUUUGAGGCUGGUCUUUCCGACUACUGUCUCUCAGCCCUAGUCACUUGCGUACCCGACGAAGAUCCUGAUUCCAUUGCAUGUAAGCCUCUGGAAACGCGCAAUUCUAAUCACGAGGCAACAUCAAAGUCCGAUGUUUUUGCAUACGGGGUUUUGUUGUUAGAGCUUCUGACAGGGAAACCUCCUUCCCAGCACCCGUGUCUGGUUCCGGAUGAGAUGAUGCAUUGGUUUAGGUCAUGCAGGGAAGAUGACGGAGGGGAUGAUGAAAAGCUAGGAAUGCUUAUUGAAGUGGCCGUUGCUUGUAGUUUGAGCUCUCCCGAACAAAGACCCACGAUGUGGCAGGUUCUGAAGAUGUUACAGGAGGUUAAAGCAGCGUCAAUGGAGGAUGGUGAAUUUGACCCACUUUCUGGGAUAUGUUAAAUCAAUUUAUGAUGUUACCAGCAUUUAAUUGUAGGAUUACAGUAUGCAAUAGAGAAAAGUAAAACCAACAUAUUUACACUCCAAGAUAACAAUUGCAACUGCUGCUAUUGUUACCUUAGGAAUUCAUUUCUGACAUUAUUUACGUUGUUUCAUA
This is a messenger RNA of Hibiscus syriacus, 2246 nucleotides long. Its product is annotated as probable inactive receptor kinase At5g67200. Gene Ontology annotation, molecular function: protein kinase activity; protein binding; ATP binding. The record is from RefSeq and is a predicted model, not a curated record. The transcript is spliced from 2 exons. Bases 119 to 2092 code for a protein of 657 amino acids. Gene Ontology annotation, biological process: protein phosphorylation. NCBI's taxonomy places the organism in Eukaryota, Viridiplantae, Streptophyta, Magnoliopsida, Malvales, Malvaceae.